AUGCCUCUGUGGGAAUACUGUACAGACGAUUACGCCAACACGCACUCAAUCAGCCACGCCCCAGUGAUCCACCCGACUCCAGCAGAUAUUACCAGCGAAAGCUGGUGCAGCGUCCAAUACCCGACUACACCCGCCCGUCAAGCCAUACCACUCUCGACAGCACAAACCCAACAGCGGGUAAUCCACUGGUUGGAAACAUACCAUGUUACAAGUCCCUUGUAUUCCGUGCGCUACGAAGCUAUAAGCAGGAACAGCAACAACAGCUGCAGCGGCGGCGGCGUUGUAAUUGGGAAUAAAAGACGGUUAAGCGAGAUUUCGCUUGUUGAUUUUCUUAAAUGUUCGGCACCGUAUCGGCCGUCGUUUCUAGACCGCAGUCAAAGGAACUACGAGCAAAGCGAGCAAAAACCUCAGCAGCAGCAUCACAAUUUAAAUGAGUGGUGUACAGCUCAUACGGAGUCGCCGGUACUGAAUUCCAGCAGGCAAAGUCUCAACGCCAAUGGAUUCAGAUGUGCGCAUGUGGGGGGCGGUGUGUGGCGGCCCAUGUCAUUGUCCAACACAAGCAGUGCAGCAGCUACGAGCUUGGAAGACACUCAAUCGACGGCACUCGGCGGAUUGACAAAGUCCACAAGGUCAACCGCUAAACUGGGCAUGUCCUCAGCAUCAGCUAAUGAAGUCAGCAGCGGGAUUGGCAGUAGUGGCAGCAGCAGCAGCAGCACCAACGAUAAUGAUGCUGAGUUUCUGGGCCAUGUGUUCCAGCAUUUUGUCGCAUUCCAGCCGUUGGAUUUUGCACCACACACGCCGGUUGCGCGCAGCAUUGCUGACGACACUCUUUAUGCCAGCAGUGACAUUGAAGACGUAGACUGCAAUGCGCCAGAAGGAGCCAGCAGCAUAAAGAAGUCAAGUCUGUGGUCGUAUUUUUCAGAAAUGUUCGAGGAUUUUACUCGCGACGUGACAUUUAUCCACUAG
Molecule: messenger RNA, 966 nt
Organism: Kickxella alabastrina
Lineage: Eukaryota; Fungi; Kickxellomycota; Kickxellomycetes; Kickxellales; Kickxellaceae
Exons: 1
Coding region: 1-966 (321 amino acids)
Source: RefSeq, a predicted model, not a curated record